This is a messenger RNA of Talaromyces marneffei, 1779 nucleotides long. RefSeq lists its product as uncharacterized. Gene Ontology annotation, cellular component: nucleus. The transcript has a single exon. The record is from RefSeq and is a predicted model, not a curated record. Gene Ontology annotation, molecular function: nucleic acid binding; exonuclease activity. The coding region runs from base 1 to 1779 and encodes 592 amino acids. NCBI's taxonomy places the organism in Eukaryota, Fungi, Ascomycota, Eurotiomycetes, Eurotiales, Trichocomaceae.
AUGUUUGCUUCUUUGGGUCUAUUCAAGGCUGUUGCUUGUCCUGAGGGUUCGCACUGUGCGCUGUUGAACUGCAUAUUUCUUCAUCAAGAUCCGAAAAUUGAACAGGUGCAGCAAAUUCCGCGCUUGGGCCAGACGGAGGAUGUUCGUGAACCGGCGGAGAAGAAGAGGAAACUCGUACAUGAGCAUGACGGCCAGCCUAGAAAAACCACAGUCCAACCUGGACAACAUCGCCAAACUGCACCUAAGGAAAUCAAAGAUCUACCUUCUGUGCGGAGAAAAGUGUCACCUCCUCCAGUCAGGCCACAGGAGAAACCUAUCAAAAGCCCCGCGACGACGACGACGGUAACAGGUCUAAGUCUGAAAAGAAAAGCACCCAAAGAAUCCCUCAAUCCGAGACUACUCAAAAAAGCGCCGGCAACACAUUCAGUCCGUUCGACAAUUCUAGUCAAACUGCACGCGACAAUGAAAGCGCUAAAUGAGAAAAUGGCAAAACUGAAGAAACCCGAAAAGGCUUCCUUGGUCUUGACGCCUGAUGAGUUGAUUGUCAUGGCGUUGGACGAAGAACAGAAAACUGCAACCCAAAAUCCGUCUGUGUAUGGGAAUAUCAUCAAACUCCGUAUCGUGAAGCUGUCGCGAAUGAGUGUGGAGGAUUGGGAGAAAGAAGUUGCUGCCCAUCUCAAUGCGCGAUACUACAAACUCGAGCCCGCCAAACCGGCUGAAACAGAACCUAAACGAUACACAACAGAGCUAACGGACGAAGAAGAAAUCGCCGUAGCGUUAAUGCUCCGCACUGAAAUCAAAGGCAAAGAACAAUAUGGCUACGUAACCCACAUCCCGACAGAAACUGAAAUCCUCGAAGCCAAAAAGGGAGUCCAAGCAGCGGACGGAUGGGAGAAAUGUGACCGCUGUGCAGGCCGGUUUCAAGUCUUCCCCGGUCGUCGUGAAGACGGCACUCUGGCCUCUGGUGGACAAUGUACGUAUCACCCCGGGAAAGUGUUUCGACCGUCUAGAAAGGCUACGGAUCACAUUACGGGGGGUCAAACAGAGGCGUAUUUUCCGUGUUGUAACGAGACGGUUGGGACGUCGGCGGGAUGCACCAAGGCAGAGCACCAUGUUUUUAAAGUGUCGGACCCGAAGAGGCUGGCUGCUGUGCUGCAGUUUGAGGAGACUCCAAGCCAUGCCGAUGGACAGUCUCGGGGUCCGGUUACGUUUGAUUGUGAAAUGGGAUAUACGACAUUGGGCAUGGAAUUGAUACGCUUGACGGCUCUGAGCUGGCCACAAGGUGAUACCCUGCUUGAUGUAUUGGUCAAACCAAUCGGAGAAAUCCUAGACCUGAAUUCAAGAUACUCCGGCGUCUUCCCCGAACAUUUCGCGAGUGCCAUUCCCUACGCUAAACCUCCUCCUCCCAAGGAACCUGGAGAAGGGAAAAUGCAAGUCGUCGAUUCCCCCGCCGCAGCACGAUCGUUACUUUUCGACCUCAUCGACCCUUCCACACCACUCAUUGGGCACGCGAUUGAUAAUGAUCUGAACGUCGUUCGCAUCAUCCAUCCAACCAUCAUUGAUACAGUGCUGCUCUACCCUCACCCGAGAGGACUGCCGAUACGAUACAGUCUCAAGCAUCUGACCAAACUCCAUCUGGAGCGGGAUAUACAAAUGGGCGGCGACAAGGGUCACGAUUCCAAAGAAGAUGCGUUGGCGACGGGGGAUUUGGUCAGGGUCAAGGUAGCUGAGAAGGCGAAGGCGUUGAAGAGGGAGGGCACUUGGCCGUUGAAGAGUUAA